This is a messenger RNA of Aspergillus pseudonomiae, 1291 nucleotides long. RefSeq lists its product as uncharacterized. The transcript has 2 exons. The record is from RefSeq and is a predicted model, not a curated record. Bases 125 to 934 code for a protein of 269 amino acids. Lineage: Eukaryota; Fungi; Ascomycota; Eurotiomycetes; Eurotiales; Aspergillaceae.
GUACAGUCGCACGAGCUAAAUACAUUAGCUAGGUAUAUCUGGUGAACGAACUUUUGGAGAUGUGCGAGAUCUAAUCAGACGAAGAGCAGACCAGAUUCUCCGACCGCAGAGUUGUUACCCGCAUAUGAUGUCUCCUGAUACCCCUCCCGACUCCCCCCAGUCAUCCGCAGCGGCCCUCCUGCCGUCAUCGCUCAUGGCCGUCCACAAGGACCGUUUUGAAGCAGAAUUCGGCCGGGAGAAACGGAGCGAACGUGCUCAUAGGCCUCAUGUCUAUGAGGAUACCGAAUGGGUCGAGGAUGACCUUGAAGACCGCGUCCAACUCAUCGGGAGCUCCCUAAACCGUGAUAUGAAUCGCCUAAACCUGUUGCUCCAAAAGGACCGUAACGACGCCAGGCAAAUAAGUGGCUGGCAGGCCCGCAUCGACCAUCUGGAGCGAGAAUUAAAAGCUUCUAAUGCGGAACGAGAUGCAUUACGCAUAGCUCUUGAAGAGUCGCAGAGCCGUUCGGCUCAAGAGAAGGAUAUCGCACGCCAUCAGGAAACGCUGCAAAAACAGCUCAGUGAGAUGCAAAAUCAAGUCCAGACCCUGAACAAAAAAGCGGAGUGCCAGGCGGCAAUGCUCACGAAGAAGGAUACCUUGCUUCAGAAGCACACAAAAGCCUCGAAUCUGAAGGCGCAAAAGGAGAAGACUCAGCUGGAGGAGGCCCUUGAAAAAGCUAAGCGGCGGGCCGCUGAUGUACAGAAAAAUGCCCGAAACGCUGAGAGCGAGCGUGACAGGACGCAGAAAACUUUGGAGGAAACUAAGAAAAAGCUUAUGUCGUCACGGCAUAAGCGAUCCAUUGUCGAAGAUCAAUGCAAGACACUCGAGAAACAAAUCAAAGAGCUGAAAGAUGAACUGUCGAAGAAGAAAGAGAAGAAACGGCGGUACUUUUGGUAGAGAUUGGAGAAGGUAUUGGCGGAAUAUUUACCUUGGCCACCAAUCCAGCAUCCACGGCAAAUGUGUUACAAAAAAGAAAAAAAAAAAAGAGACGACCUUAGCAGCGAAAUUUUGCUUUCUACAACACCAUAUCUCUCGGGUUUGAUGACGCCCUUUGUCUAUUUAUUUCCUGUCUUCCAUUCUGGAACUUGUUCGCCAUGUACAUCGCAUAAAAUUGUACAACCCGAUGUUGAACUCAAUCGCAAGUACCACCCAGAACAGUUCUAUUACACCUACUGUGCUAUGUAAAUCACAUGCAGACCUUAGCGCCUUGCAUUAACAAUUUAACCUUGAGGAUCGGUCAAGCAAUUUUACGCA